UAAAGCUUAUAUUCUGGAUUUUCUAACUUUAAUCAAAGGCUUUGAAACAGAGGAGCAGUUAGUAGAAGCAUAUUUGAACUCGACAUCCACUGCAGUUGUAGCUGGAAUAAUUUUCAGUGAAAGUUUGAUUCAUGGAUUGAAUGGAACUAGGAAAAUAAAAUUCAAAAUUCGCCCUGAAACUGUAUUAGGUUUUUCUUGGCAAAUUAAUCACAUCUUUCAUUCAAAAUCUAUCCAAGGCCCAUUGAAGAAAGAUUCUAUCUGGGGUACAAAUUAUAUGACUUUAGGAUUUUUGCCUGUACAACAUGCUAUAGCUGUGAGUUUUAUGGAGAAUUUCAAUUCUAAUUCUACUAGAAAUAUUGAAGAGACAUUUUAUAUACAAAUGCAACGUUUUCCUGAGCCUCCACAUGUACAACAUACUUUUUAUUACAAACCUAAAUUUAUUUUUGUUAUUCUGAUUUGUAUUGGAUUUCUUCUUCCAUUUGCUAAUUUGACUAAAGAUAUAGUAAAUGAAAAAGAGAAACAACUGAAGGAGACGUUAAAAGUUAUGGGUGUUAACAGUUGGAUGAAUUCAGCAGCCUGGUAUUUCUCAAGUUUAUUUUAUUUUGGCCUAUUGUGUGCUGCUAUCACCAUUAUGCUUUGUACACAAUUUACAAAGAUCCAAGCUGUUUUUCACCACAGUAACUCAUUCCUCAUCUUCCUUUGCCUGCUUUGCUAUUGUUCUAGUUUGAUUUCCUCAGGAACACCUGCUAUGUGUGCUGCUUUCAUUGUAUUUUUCCUGAGUUUGAUGCCCUAUAUGCACUUGGUUCUUGUAGAACAAAAGAUAUCUAUAUUUGCUUUAAUAAUUUUUUGUUUGUUUCCUAAUGCAGUUCUAGGCUAUGGUGUGGGAAUAUGGUUAAAAACUGAAGAAAUGGGAAUUGGUUUGCAGUGGAAAAAUUUAAAUGUUACUGGUUCUGUUUCUCUACAACUUAGUAUGCAGAAUGUGUUAUUCAUUUUCCUAGGAGAUACAGUUUGUUUCUUUCUUUUGGCUUGGUACAUUGAGACAAUGUUUCCAGGAAAAUAUCUAGAGGGUCAACCCUGGUAUUUUCCAUUUACUAGUGUAUACUGGACUGGGAAUAAGAAGCCCAAAACUGAAGUGAUUCAUUCAUUUGGAAUGCACGAACUAAAGCCAGAAUACUUUCAGAAAGAACCUUAUGGUCUUCGACCUACCAUAGAGUUCAAGCAUCUCACUAAAACAUUUAGGAAGGGCAGCAAACCUGCAGUAAAAAACUUGUUUCUCAAAGCUUACAGAAAUCAAAUAACUGUUUUACUUGGUCAUGGUGGAUCAGGAAAAUCAACUGCUGUCUCGAUAUUACUGAAAAAAUACAAUCCAACAUCUGGUAAAGCUACAAUAAAAGGUUGCAAUGUAUCCAUUGAAAAUGAAGCUAGAAAAAUUCCUAGAUUUCUUGGAUUUUGUCCAGAUUAUGAUAUUUGUUUUGAUCAUUUAAGUGUGGAAGAAAAUUUGUAUUUUUAUUGUAAGAUGAAAGAUUUUGAAUCUGAAGGACUGAGUUCCCAAAUUGAUCAUAUACUAGGAAUUCUUGAUUUAGAAUUGAAGCGGAAAUCAAUGGCUGGUAAUUUGUCUGCUUGUUGGAAACGAAAAUUGUCCAUUGGUAUAGCACUAAUUGGAGAAUCUGAAAUAGUGGUUAUUGACAAUCCUACUAGUCAUAUGGAUUCUUACAGCCGCUUGAUUGUCUGGGAGGCUCUCAAAGCAGAAAAGGUAUUCAGAACCAUUUUUGUUACAACUUCGUAUAUGGAAGAAGCUGAUGCUAUCGGUGAUCGAAUGGGCAUUAUAGAUGAAGGAGAACUUCAAAGCUUUGGAACAACAUCUUUUGUGACAAAUUUAUAUGGUGCUGGUUAUCAUCUUUUUAUUGAAAAAGAUGAAUCAUGUAAAAUUUCCAAUGUGACAAAUCUAAUUAAAAACCAUGUUUCUGAUUCAAAGUUAUACAGUUCAAAUGGGACGUUAAAAUACAUUUUGCCACUUGAUAAAGCCCCAUCAUUGCAAUUUUUAUUUACUGAACUGGAAGAGAAGAAAGAUUCUCUUAAAAUUUCUAAUUAUUCUGUGUCACAAAUAACUAUGACAGAACUUUUUGAUAAUGUAUCGCUUAAAGCAUAUGCAGGUUCAUAUGCAAUGCCCGAAUUCGCUAGAGAAACUCUGGAUGAUUCCACAGGAGUGGGUGAUGACAGUCUAAAUGCAUUAUUUGUCAAAGAAAGAAAUGAGCCUUUUGUUUUGAUUUUUCAACAAGCUAUAGCUCUUUGGAAGAAAAAAUUUCUAUUCUCAAUUCGCCAUAUUUCAUUAUCUCUUUCUCAGAUAUUAAUUUUACCUUUGAUUUUCAUCAUAUCAAACACAUUUACUGGAGAUGAAAUCAUUCCUGAUCAUCCUUUGCAUUUAAAUCUUGAACUGUAUAAUAUCUCAGGUAAAACGUUUGAAGUGCAGUAUUCAGUUAAUCCUAGUAAUAAAGAAAGCAGAAAAUUGUCUGAUACGUUUGCAUCAUUAUUUAAAGAUCCACAUAAAGCAAAUAUACUUGAUUCAAGGGAAGAAACAAUGAAUGAGCAUCUUCUUGAAAUAGCCGAGGAAAAUCCUCUCGAAUAUUAUAAAAACUAUUUCUUAGCUGCAGACUUUGAUUUCAAUGAGAAGAGUAAUAUAAUUACUGCUUUUUAUCAUAACAAAGCUCUUCAUUCGCCACCUGUUUCUUUACUUUAUGUGCACAAUACGAUUUUGAAGUAUUUGACCAAAGGCAAUUCUGCAUUCUCCUUUGAAGUGAUUAAUCAUCCUUUUCCUAUAAAAAAUCCAAGAUUGGCAAUGGUCAAGAAAACUUCUUCUUUACUUAAUUCAUUUUUGAUUGCUCAAGAUUUGAUGUUUUCCAUCUCCAUUGUGAUGGCUGGUUUUAUCGUGCCUCUUGUCUUUGAAAGAUCAAAACAAUUUAAAAAGCUGCAGCUUGUUACUGGCUUAAGUCACUCUUUCUAUUGGAUUUUAACAUUUCUUUAUGAUUUCAGUACUUAUAUCAUGGCUUGUGCUUUACUCGUAUUGACUCUUAACGUCACUGACUUAUAUGGGUGCACACAGCAUCAGCAGUUAGAAACUACAUUUUUGUCACUAAGGCCUGAUGAUAUUGACCUGGAUCUAUUAAAGUUAUCUCUAGAACUCUCUUCCUUACUAUGA
This is a messenger RNA of Argiope bruennichi, 3196 nucleotides long. RefSeq names its product phospholipid-transporting ATPase ABCA3-like. Gene Ontology annotation, biological process: transmembrane transport; lipid transport. Gene Ontology annotation, molecular function: ABC-type transporter activity; ATP hydrolysis activity; lipid carrier activity. The record is from RefSeq and is a predicted model, not a curated record. Gene Ontology annotation, cellular component: membrane; intracellular membrane-bounded organelle. The coding region runs from base 275 to 3196 and encodes 973 amino acids. The transcript has 16 exons. NCBI's taxonomy places the organism in Eukaryota, Metazoa, Arthropoda, Arachnida, Araneae, Araneidae.